GAGGAUCAUGAUUACAUACAUGCAAACUGGGUGGAUGGUUAUCGAGAGCCAAAAAAGUACAUUAUAACCCAAGCACCUCUUCCUCACACAACGAGUCAAUUUUGGAAAAUGUUGUGGCAGGAAAAAUGCUUGGUAGUCGUCUCUAUGAUUCAAAUGUUUGACGUUACUGGAGCGGAGGUUAAUAUGUUGAGCUGUAAAAAAAGCGGUUAUAGUAACCGCGAUAUCAACCUCAUCCAUUGUGGAACUCGUUGUGUUAGAGAAACAUACGACGUCAUUCAUAAAGGAGAAGAACGGCUUCUUCUUCACCUUUGCUACUUUUCAUGGGGAUACAGAGGAACACCAAAAAAGCCAACAGAGGUGCUAAAUUUUAUUACUGACAUCAAUUAUAACAGAGAGCUCCUUAUCAAGCAAGCUGUUGGCGAUAAAUUUUAUAGCAGCCCGAUAGUUAUUCACUGUCUCGCUGGUACGGCGAGGAGUGCAAUGGUAACUGCUCUCGAUAUUUGCCUCAGAAAGCUCGACGACACAGCGAGACGGAAAUGCGGCCCUUUCGUUGAUGUCGAAGACGUUGUACUUCGACUCCGAACACAACGUGCCAUGAAACCCGAGCAAUACCUAUUCAUUCAUCUCGCCGUUUUCGAAUAUGCUGUACGCCAAGGAUAUAUACCAGACGAAAUUUACAAGGAGAUUGACCUUGAAGGAUUCUUCUAUGAAAAAAAGCAAAGAGAAGAAAGUCAGAAAAAAUAG
Molecule: messenger RNA, 744 nt
Organism: Angiostrongylus costaricensis
Lineage: Eukaryota; Metazoa; Nematoda; Chromadorea; Rhabditida; Metastrongylidae
Source: the annotation of a GenBank genome assembly